This is a messenger RNA of Quercus lobata, 402 nucleotides long. RefSeq lists its product as uncharacterized. Gene Ontology annotation, molecular function: nucleic acid binding. The record is from RefSeq and is a predicted model, not a curated record. Lineage: Eukaryota; Viridiplantae; Streptophyta; Magnoliopsida; Fagales; Fagaceae. The transcript is spliced from 2 exons. The coding region runs from base 1 to 402 and encodes 133 amino acids. Gene Ontology annotation, biological process: DNA integration.
AUGGACGGCAAGGGGGCAGAGGAGAUUCCACAGUGGAAUAUUUACAUGGAGGGAUCUUCCAAUAGGCAACCAGGAGGGGUCGGCGUAGUACUCAUCUCCCUGGAGGAAGAUAGGAUUGAGUGCAUGAUUCGACUCGAAUUUCAUACGACCAACAAUGAGGCAGAGUACGGGAUACCCAGAGUGCUCGUCCCUGACAACGGAAAGCAGUUCGACAAUAGUGCAUUUAGGGAUUUCUGUUCGGAGUUAGGAAUCAAGAACCAUUAUUCAUCACCUGCCCACCCACAGGCCAAUGGACAGGUUGAGGUUACGAACCAAUCCUUACUCAAGAUCAUUAAGAAUCGGCUCGAGGGGGCAAAGGGCAUUUGGCCGGAGGAACUUCUGAGCAUUUUGUGGGCAUUCUAG